This is a messenger RNA of Branchiostoma floridae (Florida lancelet), 4769 nucleotides long. Its product is annotated as polycystic kidney disease protein 1-like 2. The transcript has 23 exons. Bases 1 to 4677 code for a protein of 1558 amino acids. Gene Ontology annotation, molecular function: protein binding; calcium ion binding; calcium channel activity. Gene Ontology annotation, biological process: detection of mechanical stimulus. The record is from RefSeq and is a predicted model, not a curated record. Gene Ontology annotation, cellular component: membrane. Lineage: Eukaryota; Metazoa; Chordata; Leptocardii; Amphioxiformes; Branchiostomatidae.
AUGAACACAGAUCUGCAGGACCCUGGAGCCCUCACCAACUACCUGACGACACUCCCAGAAGUACUCACGGAUAACGAACUUCUUGCCGUGUCCAGAAGCCUGACCAGCGCGGUUGGGCCCUCUAACAACUUAACGGCGAAUCAGACCAGCAAGCUCCUGGAUUCAGCCGUUGGAGUGUUUCUGCGGAUAAACGCUUCAACUGCGAGCGAGGAGGCCAAGCUUGGAGUUGCCGAAUCACUGAACGAUCUGGCGACAGCCGGGUUUGGAGCCGAGCUGCAGAACGGGACACAGGCAGCAGCCAUGGCCGCUGGUACAUUAUCCGUGAUUCUGAAUCUGGCACCUGCGAACAAGACUGCAGAUACACCCCUGGGGAAAACACUGGACAAGGUAUUUCAGUCUUCAAUGGCAGGCCUGGGCAUGGCCAAGAACAUCACUGACCCAAAGCUAGCUGAAGACCUGAGCAACAAUUUCUUGUCAGCAGUUACAGUGUUUGGUACUGGUAGCGAUCCAGAUGCGCAACUUGCGGUUGCUGGCGCAGUGGAGAAUCUUUCUACCGCUUUGUCUCGUACUACUGGUGGUAAUGACACGGACAACAACGCCACCGUCGCCAUGGCAUCAGGCUUUCUUGGUACGUUAGACACUCUCUUAACACCUGAGCCUGCUGAGCCAAAAGGACCCGCCCCAUCUCCAGAUAAGAAACGGGCCAUAACAAAGAAAUGUGCCGAGGCAGUGAAGAACCUAGGAAACAUGCUGUCCAACGGUCUGCCAGAGAACUCCACGAAGAAGGUGGAAGUCAGUCGCGGAGGUCUGACCGUGGCGGCGCAGGGGAUCGACAAGGCCGCCGCAGAGAAGCCAAUGACCGCCGGGCGCAGUUCGGUCAAACUACCGACGGGGUUUCUGGACUUAGUCCCGGAACCGGCAGACACGUUUGGUAAUGAGGAACGGGAGGAGAGCCGGAUCGUGGUUCAGGUUGUGCUGUAUGACACAAAUCCGUACGUUUGGAACUCGACCGGGAAGACCAGCGUGGAGUCGUCUGUCCUAGACAUCGUCAUCAAGAGAAUGCCCGGAAACCACGUCAUCAAGAUGACGUCACUUCCGAGCGACUUCGUCAUCGUUCUACCACAGGAGGUAGAGGACCUGUCCUUCAAUUACUUUCACAUCAACGACUCAGACACCCUAUACGACAUCAAGUUCCACACCAUCAACAUCACCAGCGACGCUCAGGCGCUUACCAUCGCCGUGGUUCCAAGUGUUCCUGGUACCAAACUAACCCUGUACCUUCGUGACAACGGUUUUCCUACUCACGAUGCUUACAACAUGACUACCAUCGUUACAAGGGGCAAGAACGCCAGUCAUGGCCUGGACAGUAGUUCCGUUGGCUCCUUCUCGUUCUUUUUCACCAACGUAAGCGAUCUGUCGACCUUGCACUUGGGAGUGUACUUGAAUGAGAGCGACAGCGGUGUUCCUAUCGGUGAGAGUGGCUUUGGAUACCACCUGAGCGUGCGAGGUCUGAGCUGCAGUUUUUGGAACGAGCGCUUGGAGUAUUGGCAAGGCGAGGGUUGUAAGGUUAGCGCAGACUCCAGCCCGGAGUCGUCAGUUUGCCUGUGUGACCACCUGACAGCUUUUGGCGCCAGUUUCAUGACACCCCCAAACUCCAUCGACUUCAACACCAUCUGGGGGAAGUUCGCCAAUCUGGGCCAGAAUCCUGGAGUUUUUGCUACAGUUUGGGUCUUCAUAGGGCUGUAUUUCAUCGGUGUGAUCUUCGCCAGGCGCGCAGACAAAAGAGAUGCCAUACAGGCCGCCGUAUUGCCUCUACCAGACAACCGACCGAAGCACAGCCAUGCGUACCUGCUGUCGGUGUUCACCGGCUCCCAGCCCGGGUCUGGCACGGACUCCAGGGUGGUGUUCAUGGUCACGGCUGAGAACGGAGACUCGGGCGUCAGGGCGCUGGGGAACCAGGCGAAGGUUCUCAACAGAUCGACGAACAAGAUGUUCUUGAUGACAACAGAACAAAACCUGGGAAAUCUCCAGAACCUCCACAUUUGGCACGACAACAGCGGGAAGAGAGACCGGGACUCCUGGUACCUGGACAGGGUAGUGGUUCAAGACCUACAGAACGGCUCAACCUCCAUUUUCCUGUGCGAUGAUUGGCUGGCCGUUGACCGAGCCGACGGGCUGAUCUACAAGAACCUCCCCGUAGCCAGCGAGGAGGAUCUGACGUCAUUCAGCUAUCUCUUCACCACAGCAGCCAAGAAGAACUUCAUCGACGGACACUUAUGGAUAUCUACUAUAGCUGACGGGAUUUCUGCAAACUUCACCAGGGUGCAACGUUGGUCGUGCUGUUUCUCCAUCCUCUUCUGCACUAUGAUCUCCAACGCGAUGUGGUACCGUACGGACGACAGUGUGGAGUCCCCCUCCGUGCUGCGGCUCGGACCCUUCAGCUUCAGCCUCCACCAGCUGUACGUCAGCGUCAUGAGCAGUCUCACCGUCCUGCCCGUCAACGUCAUCAUCGUGCAGAUCUUCAGGAGCACACCCAACUCUAGGGGGAACGAGGUGGUUCCAGACAUUCCAGGUCUAGGUCAGAGUAACGGCAGCAAAGACAAGAUGCUUCCCUACUGGUUAGUGUACGUGGGCUGGGUUCUGGUGUUCCUGUCGUCUUCCGUUUCCGCCUUCUUCACGAUUCUGUACAGUCUGGAGUGGGGGAAGGAGAAGGCAGACGCCUGGCUCAUGACAUUCUUCCUCUCAUUUGUACAGUCGACGCUCGUCAUCGAGCCAUUAAAGGUCGUCAUCGCGGCAGCUUUACUUUCCCUGAUGUGUAAGAAGAUGAUGGCUACUGGUGAAGAGCUUACGAAGAACGUUAAAGCACUGGCGACAAUAGAUGAAGAAGAGACAGACGACCAGAACAGUUUCAUCAGGGAACAGCGCCGAAAAGGAGCACCCAGACUGGACAAGUCCACCGUCCUGCAGGCUGGAGAGUACCGACAGCGGCGCUACAAAGUCAGCCAGACUCUCCAGGAGAUCGUGUCGUACUUGGUUUUCCUCACUUUCCUUCUUUGCGUGGCAAACGUCGGGGUCACCAACCUGCCGUACUACCUGCACCGUUCGAUGCAGCAGACGUUCAGUGACAAGUUGUUCAAGAGCAUCAUAAAGAACGGGACAAAGGAGAACCUGAAGACGUGGCUGGAGAAGACGGUGGUGACGGAGCUGUUUCCGAUGCCGGCGGGAAGAACGAGGCGCAGUGUGGACACAACCGGCUCGCCGAUCAUGUCGAACCUGCCGCUCUACAGGCUUACGGAGCCCAGGCUGCGGCAGCAAAGGGUACUGGACAAUGGCGAUUGGAUGGAGGGGGAUGCCUUUCCUGGAUGGAAAUCAUCCGGACUUGGCAAUGCAAGUGUUCCCAGUCAUCUACAGACUGGCUGGAACUUUUCUGCAGGACUAGGGUACAACAUAUUCCCGUACGUCGGAACGCUUCAAUCCUUCUACGAAGGCGGCUUCAACGCAGAGUUCGGCAAAUCAAGAAACUCUGCAAAGGGGACUAUAGCUUAUCUUUACUCCAACGACUGGAUUGAUCGUAAAGCUCGAGUCGUGUUUCUAGAAUUUGCAUUGUACAGCGCCGACGCGAACCUCGUGUGCACAGUUACCUACCUCUUUGAGUUUACGCCAAUCGGUGCAGCCAUCCCCACAUCGUCGAUUUCCGUCUUCAGACUCUAUGACUACGUCGGAGCGCAAGGAAUUCUGCUUGGGUUCUUGCAAGUGAUCUUUACACUCUUGGUUUUUCAUCUUACAUGGAGACAACUAAAGGACAUUUACCACAGUGGUUUGGCAUACGUGAGUGACAUAUGGAACUGGGUUGAAGUGGUGAAUCUGACGUUUGCUUGGAUGGUGAUCUUUGUUGGGGUGACAAAGAUUGUGAUUGUUUCGAAGACGAACAUUCCUCAUCUGCAGGAUGGGACUGAAGACACCCAUGAAAGACUAGUUCAGCUUGCCUUCAUCUCAGCCCUUUUCAUCUGGACGAUGGCGGCGGUGGUCUUCGUCAACACCGUGAAGUUUCUGAAGCUCCUGCGGUUCAACAAGAUCAUCUCCUCUCUGUCUCAAUGUCUGCGCGCGCUCUACAAACCACUCAUAAACUUCAUGGCUGUCUUCUUUGUCGCAUUCCUGGCUUUUACGUUCUUCGGGUGGCUGGCGUUCGGCCGCGGUCACAAGAACUACCGAACAGGGAUACAAUCGCUCACGCACACCUUCAUGAUCGCGAUUGGGAAGGUUUCCCUGUUCAUACCCGUCACCAGAUCCAACGAGUUUGCGAAGCUCUACUUCUUUGCCUUCAUCAUUGUGAUGGUUUACUUGAUGAUGAACCUCCUUAUUUCGGUGAUAAACGAGGCUCUGGCGAUCAGGGGCGAUGCGCAGCUACCACCGGAGCAGAAGGAGAUCGCGGAUGGGAUGAGGGAGAUGGCUCUGCGGGUCGCCGGGAAGAGACGACAAACUCGCUUACCAGAUCUUUACGCUUCGAAGUCGGCGACAGACGAACUUGAGCACCUCCUGGAGGAAGUGGAAACCAGAGUUCGGGACAUCAAUGUCGAGUGGAGAGAGAUGGACAACAAAGUUCUGCAGCGACUUCCGGAAUUAUCUAUCAACACUCAAGAAGCGCCGGCUCGUCAGCACUUUAAGGACUUGUUGUAGUUAUCUCACCUCACCUCAGUUAUACCUGGUCAUAAACUAUGGCUAGGUCAAGUAUAUAAAAAAGUUAUUGACCAUAUGUAACAACAUUACCU